Messenger RNA from Pimephales promelas (fathead minnow), 2334 nucleotides. RefSeq names its product ssu-2 homolog, tandem duplicate 2 (gene ssuh2.2). The record is from RefSeq and is a predicted model, not a curated record. Gene Ontology annotation, molecular function: heat shock protein binding. NCBI's taxonomy places the organism in Eukaryota, Metazoa, Chordata, Actinopteri, Cypriniformes, Leuciscidae.
CAAUUAUUGUUGCUAGCUUACAGACUACUAAAAAAAACUAAAUAAACUCAUCAUUAAACAUUUUUUUCUACACAAAGUUAUAGCCAUAGGGAGUUAAAAUGUUGAUGGUUGCCAUGUCAAAUGUCCUAUAAAAGUCUCAACUUGAUAUUGCUUCGUCGUGAUGAACAAAUCUCAGGUUACAGUGCAGCUCUUCCGCUUUCUUCCGUUUACUCUCGCUUCUCACUAAACGAAAGUUACAGUUGUGGAUCACGCAGAGGGAGGAUGGACAGGACGCAUCUUCUGAGUGACCAGGAUGAAGUCCACACUGGCCCAUCAUGCCCUGGCCAAUCUUAUGCAGAUCCGAACACCAUGCCAGACGACGGGGCGACGGCUCCUCCUGCAGAUUUAAUGCCUGUUAUUCCUGGAUAUGAAAGUUUUGGGCCUAAUGUCAUCCCACCGUCAGAUUUUGGAUCGGCGCAGCCUCAAGCCCCAUCCAGACCUCCAGAUAGACACUUUGACAUUCCUGCGAUCAGUGAAGAACUUGCACAGGAGGCCUUCACCAAUUAUGUCUCCAGCAAAUGCUGUUACGGCUCGAAACCAGCCAGAGAGAUGGUGUUCACAGACCUGCAGUCCCUCAACACAUAUCGGUACCGACUGGAGACUUUUACAGAGUCUAGAACCACAGAGUGGGACAGUGAACCAUACAAUGGUCAGGUGGUGGAUGGAUUCGGAGUGGCCCCCGCUCCGUGGAGUAUUCCUGUGCCCAUCCCGUCCCUCUUUAAAGACUGCGAGAAAGCCGUCCGCGUUCCUCACACAUCUACUGUUAAAGGUUGCCAUUCAUGCCUGAAUCUUGGAAGAUCUGCAUGCGGAAGAUGCGUAAAUUCUGGCAGGACUCGAUGUGGAGCCUGUAGUGGCACGGGUUGGACUCAGUCCAGUGAACGGCGACACUGUACGAUGUGUCGGGGCUCUGGCAUGAUUAAGUGUCAUUCCUGUGGAGGAGUCGGUUCGAUUACCUGCAAAACAUGCGAAGGGCAAGGAAAGCUCCUCUGCUUCAUCAAACUUAAAAUUACAUGGAAGAACAACAUUCAUGUUGCUGUGAUUGACAAGCGUUCUGGGUUCCCCGUUGAAUAUCUCGAUCAAAUUCCUGGAGAGAAGCUUCUAACUGAUAUGGCUCCAAUGGUCUAUCCAGUGGUGGGUUUCCCGGACAGCUCUGUGAAUGUAGCUUCUGAAAGUGCUGUGAGGGAACACCAGGCUCAGUUCUCCACCACCUGCCAUAUUCUGCAACAGAGGCAGACCAUUGAGCUAAUUCCCAUCACACGAGUGCAUUACACCUGGAAUGAAAAAACAUACAUUUAUUUUGUGUAUGGUACUGAACACAAAGUUUACACCAAGGACUAUCCUGCUAAAUGCUGCUGUUGCUCCAUCCUUUAAACAUGCAGUAUAGGCCACUGUCAGAUGAUAAAAGAGCUGUAAUAUCAUUUUCAUACAUAUUUAAAAUCAUUACAAAGAAACGGUAGGUAAAUUAACAAAAAGACCAUGCUUUGAUAUGAGUUUAUAUCUUAAAUUUGGGACUUUUUUCCUCAAAAAGGAGUUUAUUACUCACAAUUCUUACUUGUCCCCUCAGAAUUGUGAGAAAAAAAGUGUUUUAAAGUCCGAAUUGUAUUCUGAAAAUCGAUUUUUGUAAGAUUACUUGCAAUUCUGAGGGGAAAAAAGACAAUUGUGAGCUAUAACUGUAAACUCGCAAUUGAGAGAACAAAAGUAAUAUUGUGAGAUAAAAAAAAAAAAUCAGUUUCACCGUUUUAUUUUUUGUAUUCCUUGGCAGAAAGAAGCUUCCAUUUAUUAAUCAUUUUUAAUGCACAAUAAUGAAAAUUAUCUGACAUUAUCAGUCAAAAUUAUCUUUAUUUUAUUUGUACCUUUUAUUUUGGUGUAAACUACUUUAUGCUACUCUAUAUUGUUGCCUAUCAUAUCUUUACUUUUGCUAUUUUGAAAAACUUUUUUUGAUAGUUGUUGCACAUAGACCUUUAUGAAAAUGUCCUGUUACAACAUUUUCACAUGUAGUUAUUCAUAUUUUUCUUUGUGGCUUAAUUUUAUGUUAUGCAAUAAUGUAUAUAUGCAAACACAUCGUUUGUAUACACUACAAGCUGAUCCUACUGUCCUAAUGGGAUAAUAUACCAAAAAAGCCAUUUUAAACUGUCUCCAAAAUUUUGUUCCAGAUCCGUACGAUUUAUUUCUUAUGCAAAAAAAUAAAAAUAAAUAAAUGAGAUGUUAGUCAGAAUGGCAGCGUGAGUCUCCAUCCACUUUCAUUGCAUCCUUUUUUUCUGAAGUCUUCCUUAAUGUAGUUUUUAAUAAAAGAUG